AACAACACUUAGAAAAAGGUUUAUAGGAAAGAAGAGAGAAACCAAAAACUCUUAAUUAAGAGAUCCAUCUUCAACUCAAGAACCGUUCAAAAAGUUUUUUUUCUGCUACAAUGAAUGAAGAAGGAGCUAAGAAAAUAGUGAGUGGAGAAGAAGGCUCUAAAAAAAUUGAAGUCAGCUCUCUCGACUGGAGGGACAUUGACUAUGGGGAAAUCCUCAAGCGUGAUCAAGCGCGCGCGGAGUACAUCCAGUCGAAGGUUGCAGAGGACAGAGCGAAGUCGAAGCAGUCGACGGAAGUACCGGCUAAGAACUCCUCAUCUUCAUAGAUAAAAAGGAGCUUCAAGUGUGUAAUUUGGAUGAGCGAGUGAUGAUGUUUCUGUGAAGUGUCAAGAAUUGAUGCAACAGUUUCUUUUUAUUGUAUAAUAAUAAGUCCAGAAUUUUAAUUUUGUAAAAAAGAAAUAUUAAGAAAAAUAAAGAAAGACUUCUCGGUUCCUUUUACAUAUUGGAUUGGAAGAUCAAC
Messenger RNA from Thlaspi arvense, 517 nucleotides. Lineage: Eukaryota; Viridiplantae; Streptophyta; Magnoliopsida; Brassicales; Brassicaceae. The record is from the annotation of a GenBank genome assembly.